AUGCAACCAGAAGCCUUCCACUCAGCCAAACUCAACCUCACCGAAACGCCAGCAUUCACCGAUCUGUCACGUUGGCGUCUACGUGUUGAAGAAGGUGCACAGACAUGGCAUUACCUUGAGACGGACGAAGAAUGUCGUGAAUGGCCACAAACAUUUUGGGACAAGUACCAUCUCGGUCUUCCAACAAAUGCACCCACGUUGCCACGAGCCAAAACGCCCCUCGAAGCAGCACGUAAUGGAUUCGAGUUUUAUCGUCAACUUCAAACCGAGGAUGGCCAUUGGGGUGGUGAAUACGGUGGUCCAAUGUUCCUGAUCCCUGGUUUGAUCAUCGUGCAUUAUAUCACACAAACACCUGUACCUGAACCAAUGCGUCUUGAGCUUAUCCGUUACUUGUUGAAUCGUGCGAAUGCAGAGGAUGGUGGAUGGGGUAUCCAUAUUGAAGGCAUUUCGACUGUAUUUGGCACGGCAUUGAAUUAUGUCACUUUGCGUAUCCUUGGUCUUGGUGCUGAUCAUCCUGCUAUGGUCAAGGCAAGAAACACGUUGCAUAAAUUGGGUGGUGCUACCGGUGCUCCAGCAUGGGGAAAGUUUUAUCUUGCUGCCCUUGGUGUAUAUGAAUGGGAAGGAAUGAACCCUGUGCCACCUGAAUUAUGGUGCAUGCCAAAGUGGACACCAUUCAAUCCUGGUAACUGGUGGGUGCAUACUCGUAUGGUGUACUUGCCCAUGGGUUACGUUUAUGCCAAGCGUCUUACAGCACCUCUCACCGAAUUCACCCAAUCUUUGCGUGAAGAGUUGUAUACUCAGCCCUACGAUCAAAUUGACUGGAAUAAGCAGCGCAACAAUAUCUGCCCAGCUGAUUUAUAUUCACCCCAUUCCAAAUUGAUGGAUGUCCUGAAUGAGGCCUUGACCUACUAUGAAAUGGUGCCAUCCAAACUCAAUUGGCUUCGUAGUAUGGCUCUCAAGGAAACGGUCAAGCAGAUUCAGAUGGAGGAUGAGAACACCUUUUUCUUGGACAUUGGCCCUGUCAAUAAGGUCAUGAAUUGGUUGGUGGUGUAUGACCACUAUGGCAAGGAUUCACGCGAAUUCCGAGAACACGUCAAACGCAACCAAGAUUUCAUGUGGAUGGGACCCGAGGGAAUGAUGAUGAAUGGCACCAAUGGCAGCCAGCUUUGGGAUUGUAGCUUUAUCAUUCAAGCACUUGCUGAGGCACAAUUGGCGGAUGUGGAGCUUUACAGGGAUCACAUGGUCAAAGCAUUGGAGUUUAUGGAUAUCACUCAGAUUCGUCGUAACGUGCCCAACUAUGAGCGUUGCUAUCGUCAAACUUCCAAGGGUGCAUGGCCAUUUAGUACACGUGAUCAAGGCUACACCGUUUCUGAUUGCACAGCUGAAGGCAUCAAGGGUGUAUUGACACUGCAGAAGAUACCUGGUAUGCCACAAUUGGUGAGCGUAGAGCGGUUACGUGAUGCCGUGGAUGUGCUCUUGUCCAUGCGUAACAAGAAUGACGGCUUUGCAACCUAUGAGACUAUCCGUGGACCCCAUUGGCUUGAACAACUCAAUCCUGCUGAAGUCUUUGGCAACAUUAUGACCGAAUACAGCUAUCCUGAGUGUACCACAGCGGUGCUUAUGGGCCUGGUAGCUUUCCAAAAAGUGGAUCCUGAGUAUCGCAGAGAUGAAGUAUUGCAAACGGCAAAGGAAUGUACCGAGUAUGUCAAAAAGGUUCAGCGUGAGGAUGGAUCCUGGUAUGGAUGUUGGGCGAUUUGCUUCACCUACGCAGCCAUGUUUGCUCUUCAAAGUCUCGCCAGUGUUCAAGAAUAUUAUGAAAACAGUGAACAUGCUCGCAAGGGAUGCGACUUUUUGAUUUCCAAGCAACAAGCCGAUGGUGGAUGGGGCGAAACCUAUCGAUCAUGCGAGGACAAGGUGUAUACCCAAAACGAGAAAUCCCAGCUAUGUAACACUGCUUGGGCCGUGAUGGCAUUGAUGGAAGCCAAAUACCCACAUGAAGAACCUAUUCGUCGUGGCAUUGAGCUUAUCAUGCAACGUCAACAAGAGACUGGUGAAUGGCUUCAAGAGAAUAUUGAAGGUGUCUUUAACCACAACUGUAUGAUUUCUUAUCCCAACUACAAGUUUGCUUUUACCAUUUGGGCCCUUGGCAAGUAUGCUCGAACAUAUGGCGACAAGGUGCUCAGAGCUUAA
Molecule: messenger RNA, 2190 nt
Organism: Lichtheimia ornata
Lineage: Eukaryota; Fungi; Mucoromycota; Mucoromycetes; Mucorales; Lichtheimiaceae
Exons: 9
Coding region: 1-2190 (729 amino acids)
Biological process (GO): triterpenoid biosynthetic process; ergosterol biosynthetic process
Cellular component (GO): lipid droplet
Molecular function (GO): lanosterol synthase activity
Source: RefSeq, a predicted model, not a curated record